GGCGGAUUCAGGCACCUACAGAGCGGGGGAUCGGGAGGCGUCUUCGUAAACGCCUUCGUCGUCCCAUCUUCUUGUUGCCUUUUCUUUUUCUCCGGUUUACUUUGCUUUUUCCGUUCAUUUUCUCCGUCGAAGAUGAGGGAGUGCAUCUCGAUCCACAUCGGUCAGGCCGGGAUCCAGGUCGGAAAUGCGUGCUGGGAGCUUUAUUGUCUCGAGCAUGGCAUCCAACCUGAUGGUCAAAUGCCUAGUGACAAGACUGUGGGCGGUGGCGAUGAUGCUUUCAACACCUUCUUUAGCGAGACCGGUGCUGGGAAGCACGUCCCCCGUGCUGUUUUUGUAGACUUGGAGCCCACUGUUAUUGAUGAAGUAAGAACCGGAACAUACCGCCAGCUCUUUCACCCGGAGCAACUCAUCAGUGGCAAAGAAGAUGCUGCUAACAAUUUCGCCCGUGGCCACUAUACCAUUGGCAAGGAGAUUGUAGAUCUCUGCUUGGAUCGCAUCCGUAAGCUCGCUGAUAACUGCACUGGACUCCAAGGCUUCCUUGUGUUCAAUGCUGUUGGCGGUGGCACUGGCUCGGGCCUCGGAUCACUUCUUCUGGAGCGCCUGUCUGUGGAUUACGGAAAGAAAUCCAAGCUUGGCUUUACUGUUUAUCCUUCCCCACAAGUCUCCACAUCUGUUGUCGAGCCUUACAACAGUGUUCUCUCCACCCACUCCCUCCUGGAGCACACCGAUGUGGCUGUCCUGCUUGACAAUGAGGCCAUCUACGACAUCUGUAGGCGCUCGCUGGACAUCGAGCGCCCUACCUACACCAACUUGAACCGUCUGGUAUCUCAGGUCAUCUCUUCGUUGACUGCAUCCCUGCGCUUCGAUGGUGCCCUCAAUGUGGACGUCACAGAGUUCCAGACCAACUUAGUUCCUUACCCAAGGAUCCAUUUCAUGCUCUCCUCCUAUGCUCCCGUGAUAUCUGCAGAGAAGGCAUACCACGAGCAGCUUUCGGUCGCAGAGAUCACCAACAGCGCCUUCGAGCCUUCCUCCAUGAUGGCGAAGUGCGAUCCUCGCCAUGGGAAGUACAUGGCCUGUUGCUUGAUGUACAGAGGAGAUGUUGUUCCCAAGGACGUGAAUGCGGCUGUGGCAACGAUCAAGACCAAGAGGACCAUUCAGUUUGUUGAUUGGUGCCCCACUGGUUUCAAAUGUGGUAUCAACUACCAGCCGCCCACCGUCGUCCCCGGCGGCGACCUUGCCAAGGUUCAGAGAGCCGUCUGCAUGAUCUCCAACUCGACUAGCGUUGCGGAGGUGUUCUCUCGCAUCGACAUUAAGUUCGAUCUGAUGUACGCUAAGCGUGCUUUCGUCCACUGGUAUGUGGGUGAGGGGAUGGAAGAGGGUGAGUUCUCGGAGGCUCGUGAAGAUCUGGCUGCCUUGGAGAAGGACUAUGAGGAAGUUGGAGCUGAGUCGGCCGAGGGUGAGGAUUGCGAGGACGAGUACUAACUCGUCCUAAAUCGGUCGUGCUUGGUCGGAUGUUUCUGUCGCUCUUUGUUUGGUCUGUUUCCGUGGUGUUCUGUUCGGAUUUGCGACUGUGUUGAUGGUUGUUUUCUGAACCGUGUUAUAAUAUGAUAAGACUGGUGACUUUGUUUCGUCGCUUUUUACAA
Molecule: messenger RNA, 1643 nt
Organism: Nymphaea colorata (pocket water lily)
Lineage: Eukaryota; Viridiplantae; Streptophyta; Magnoliopsida; Nymphaeales; Nymphaeaceae
Product: tubulin alpha chain-like
Exons: 3
Coding region: 133-1482 (449 amino acids)
Biological process (GO): mitotic cell cycle; microtubule cytoskeleton organization
Cellular component (GO): microtubule; cytoplasm
Molecular function (GO): GTP binding; structural constituent of cytoskeleton
Source: RefSeq, a predicted model, not a curated record